UUGCUGUAAUUAUGCUUAACUUAGCUCAUUUGUUGUUUGACUUGACUUAAUUUAGUUGAAAUUAAUUUAUAUGAAUAUUUUGAAAAGCAAAUUGCUACACUGCUAAAAUAUUAUCAACCUGAUUAUGUUAAAUGAAAACUAUUAAAUUUAUCUAAAAGGUAUGUCGGGCCAUAAAACAUUGAUAUGGGUCGAGGGGUCAUGCAUGGAGCUUCAUAUAUAACUGAUCGACACAACUAUAUUGAACCCGUUUCUAACACGGCCUACAAUGGCUACAUACUUGACUACUUGAGUAUUCUUGUUCAUAUUGCUUGCUCUCCACGACUCCACAUACAUUUCUUUUUAAUAUCAACACACAAUACACACUAGCCUCAUAAAUCCAACCAUAACAAAAAGUAGAGACCAUUAAAUAUCCUCCAUGAUUCCCUCAUUCUCUUUGUCUUCCACCUCUCCAACUUCCGCAUAAAAUUCCCAAUAUAAAAAAAUCCCAUGAAAACAAAAAAUAUUGUAACAACAAUAACUAAAUUAAAUUUUAAAAUUUAUAUAAAAAAAAGGGGAAUCCAACGAUUUUUGUUUCCCGAUUUUUGGCGCGAAAAUCAUGAAAAAUGACAGUUCAAUCGGCGGCGUUAAUGGCGGCGUCGGUGUCGGCGACGAGAUUUCGUACGUUCCGCCAUUGAAUUUUGCAAUGGUUGAUAAUGGCAUUUUCAGGUCUGGGUUUCCCGACACUUCUAAUUUACAGUUUUUGCAAACCCUAGGCCUCCGAUCAGUCAUAUGUUUGUGUCCAGAGCCAUAUCCGGAGGCGAUCGCGGAGUUCUUGAAAGAAAAUGGGAUUCAUCUCUUUCAAUUUGGCAUUGAGAUGAGCAAGGAACCAUUCGUUAAUAUUCCUGAAGAUAGGGUACGUGAAGCUCUGAAAACUGCUCUAGCAGAUGCAAAAAACCAGCCAGUUCUUAUACACUGCAAGUGUGGAAAGCACCGAACAGGAUGUCUUGUGGGAUGCUUAAGGAAGCUGCAGAAAUGGUGCCUGUCCUCAAUCUUUGACGAGUACCAGAGAUUUGCCGGAGUGAAAUCUAGAAUAUCUGAUCAGAGAUUUGUGGAGACGUUCGACAUUUCAAGCUUGAAAAACACUCAAAUGCAAUUUUCAUGCUCAAAGAGUAGAUAACAUAACAAAUACCCUUCAACAUUCUUAUAUCAGGGCAGCUGCUACUCAUUGUACAAAUUCCAUAUAAUGUUCAGGAUUCAGGAAUAGUCAUUUUUCUUAUUUUGUGUGAUGCAGUAUCCUCUCUUACACAAAGAUCAAAUUAAACACAUUUUUUUGCACGAUUGAAAGUAUCCUUAAUAGUUGUAAAUCU
Molecule: messenger RNA, 1346 nt
Organism: Chenopodium quinoa (quinoa)
Lineage: Eukaryota; Viridiplantae; Streptophyta; Magnoliopsida; Caryophyllales; Amaranthaceae
Product: probable tyrosine-protein phosphatase At1g05000
Exons: 5
Coding region: 596-1156 (186 amino acids)
Biological process (GO): protein dephosphorylation
Cellular component (GO): cytoplasm
Molecular function (GO): phosphatase activity
Source: RefSeq, a predicted model, not a curated record